CGCGUGUGCCAUGGAAACUGUCAACAACCUCAGUCGAUGUCGGUGACCUGGCGACAAGAUGGAGUACUGGGGGACGUAUGACUUGAAAGCAAGUCAAACUUAGUUUACCCUCUAUGGUUACUCUCAGACAUUUCCUAGAAGCUAGAUGACACAAGAAGGGAGCACUAGAAAUACUUUCUACAGGUGACAAUCUCCGAGCGGGUGCUUGUCACCAAGCAAACACAUAAUCCGAUUUGUGUUAUUUACAUUUCAGUGUCUCGGUGAAUAAGAUUCUAAACAUUAGUGACACCGUCAUCAUUUUGUGUGUGUUAUAGGUAGAAAUCGCAAUCAUUCAGGAUGCCAGUCGCACAAAAUAGACUUGAAACGUUGCAAGUUUGUAAAUUAUUGCAAUGUGUUCGCGAAAGAGACCGCCAACAAAUCGAGAAGCUCACGACGAGCGGUCUCCCACACUUGAUCAACUAUAACGAUCCAACUGAAGGCACCACGGCUCUAAGUGUUGCAGCGAUCGCCAACGAUGAUGAAAUGAUUGAAUUUCUUCUAAAUCUCGGCGCUCAUCCAGAUGUGAUGGAUUUCAAGGGUCGCACUGCAGCGAUGAGAGCAGCAGAGUACGGCCAUGUCCACUGUCUGGAGAAGCUAGUCAAGGCUAGUGCCAAUCUCAGCCUGACAGAUCUCGAGGGAAAGGGCAUCAUCUUCUACUGCAUAUCACCGACACAGCGCCAUGCCAAGUGUAUGGAAGUUGCUGUUAGCAACGGGGCGGAACUAAACAAUGUUGCCAAGGAUGGAUGUCCAGUGUUCCUGUUUUCAUGUGAGACUGCUCUGGAGAACGAGGACAUGUGUCUGUUGCUCCUGCAGAAGGGAGCCGACCCAAACAGUAAAGUAGAGAAGAGUGGCCGGACAGCCUUGAUGGCGGCAUCCAGUGCAGGAAGUGUGAAGGUUGUCCGAGCGAUACUGGAGGGUGGGGGGCUGGUGAACGGCAUAGAUAUCCGUCGCAACCACGCAGCACAUUUCGCAGCCACUGGCGGUCACUUCGAGGUGCUGGCCUGUAUGGCGGGGUAUAGUGCAGAGUUCAACCAGACGAACGCAGAGGGGAACAACCCAAUCCACAUGGCGUCCAAGACUGGGCAUGGCAUGUGCUGCAAGUUUCUCUCACAAAGAGGUUGCAACCCCAAACCAAAGAACAACGAAGGCCUUACACCACGAGUCAUUGCAAAGGAUGAGGGCCACAAAGAAGCAUUAAAGGAAUGUAGAAAGGCAGAAAAGUCCUUUGGGAAGAGCGGCAAGAACAAUGACCCCUGGGUAAUUGCGUUGUAUGACUGGGUUUAUGAAAGACAGAAACAACUUGGUGAUAUGUUUAGGAAAUAUGACCCGGACGAGGUGGGGUCUAUAUCAAAGGAUGAUGUCGUUGAUACGAUUAUUGGCUUAAAGGCACCAGCAGAUGAAGAUGAACUCAAGAAAAUUGUGUCGACUCAUGACAAAGCUCGAGAUGGAAAGGUAGACUAUAAUGACUUCUUUGCUGCGAAAAAAUGGGUAAAUAAAAAUUAUUUGAUGAGUGCGUUUGAAGGGAAGAAGAAAAAGAAGAAGAAGGGAGGCAAGAAGGGGAAGAAGAAGGGGAAGUUCAAGCUUGUCAUGCCAAUCUGUAUGCAGGAGGACGGGGCAAGGACGUUCGGGGGAGGACCGCCCGAGAUGUUCAUUCCCAGACACAUACACUUCACGGACACAGGGCGGUUCGACCGCGACAACCCACCCACCCAUCCUCUCCAGGACGAUUCGGCCUGGUACUUGAAACAACCAGACAAGACGUAUCUCAACAUCACUGAGGCAACCAAGAUGAGGGAUUUUGAUUCGCUGAAGACUGCUAUUUCGAAAGGUAUUCCAGUGGACACGAGGGACAAGUAUUACAAGACGCCCCUGAUGGUGGCGUGCCAGGGGGGACUCAUCGACAUGGCCAGGUUCCUCAUCGAGAACGGAGCUAGUGUGAACGCCCGGGACAACUUCAAGUGGACGCCACUCCAUCACGCCUGCCACUCCGGCCAGCUGGAUGUCGUGGACUUGUUGUUGGAUCAUGGGGCAGAGAUCGACGCCUCCACCAUGGGAGGUGGCACACCCCUGACCCGUGCCAUCGAGAGCUCCAGGGACAACGUCGUCCAGAUGCUGAUUGACAAGGGAGCCAAGGUUCAGACAGAGAACAGGAAAGGUCACAACCCGAUGGACAUCGCCCAGUCGUGGGCCGACCCCCGCUGUCUGGAUGUGGUACAGAAGAAGUGGGACUCCAUGCCCCCCCCAGGGGACAAGAAGAAGAAGGGGGCCAAGAAAGGGAGUGGAGGACCCAAGGCCAAGAGACCAUCGUCCGCCCCAGGGGAAGGCAAAGAGACCGGCUCACCAUUGCCUCCAGUGCACCGCAUGCACGACGAGGGCAUCCCACACCAGCGUAAAGGAUCCAUCUUGCGUGCAGCGUCGGCGUUGGCAGGGGGGAUGGAGGAGAGAGAGGACAUCACCUACACCCCGCUCAAAGCCUGGACCAAACAACCCAGCACUCGCAACCUCAUUGAGCAGAAGGAAGUCAAGCGAGACAGGUUCGGCUGGGAGGUCGACUUUGAUGAUUUCGAGAUGCCUUUCAAAAGCAAUGUAUCAAAAAAAGUGGAACUGUUUGGUGGUUUGGAGGAGUGAAUUUAAAGUCAAGAAUUAUUGGCAAAAGUGUUAUUAACAUUUAUUAAAACCCUUACGAUCAUGUCGCACCAUUGUUUUUGCAGUUGAGUCUGUGCCAGGAAUUCACUGGCCAUCCUGAACGUGCGUUAAAACAAGUACUGGUAUAUCUGAUGUAACUAUAGGUCAUUAUGCAAAAUUAUGGAGAAGUUAUAUAUCCGCAAUAACAUGGUUUAAGCUGGACAAAUCACUUGAAUCUGUUGAUUCCGAAAGUAGCAUCUCCCAGAAUCAACAUAUUCUCAUGAUUUUUCUAUUACAAAUUAUAUUUACAAGCAUUGGCACACCAACCACUUCAUGCAUGCUUUUUUUCUGCUCAAGGACAAAAAAUAAAACACAAUUUCCCAUACUAAAUAAAGAGCAGCUGUCGUCCUCCACAUAUUGCCUUGGGUCAGUUGGGACCAAAUGGUAAAAUCUUUUGCUUGUCACACCGAAGGCCUUGUUUCUAUUUCACAAAUGAGUACAUUGUGUGAAGCAUUCUUCUGGCGUCCCCCACCGUGAUAUUGCUGUAAUAUUGCUAAAAGCAGUGUUAAAUCCAACCAUUUUGAUGCUUGUGGGUUUCACCAAAGGUGUAAAUGGCUGAGAC
This is a messenger RNA of Haliotis rufescens (red abalone), 3286 nucleotides long. RefSeq names its product ankyrin repeat and EF-hand domain-containing protein 1-like. Gene Ontology annotation, molecular function: calcium ion binding; protein binding. The transcript has 8 exons. The coding region runs from base 337 to 2667 and encodes 776 amino acids. Lineage: Eukaryota; Metazoa; Mollusca; Gastropoda; Lepetellida; Haliotidae. The record is from RefSeq and is a predicted model, not a curated record.